AUGUGCUACAUUGGCGUCAAGCAGUUUGACGAGUCUGUGUGGCAACAUCCCGUCCAUAUGGUUGUACCCUACUCGAAACGUCCUGGCCGGUUAAAAUGGUUUCUAGAUCAGUUCGAUCGCUUGCGCGCCGCCAAUGUGCAAGUCCAUCUGAUCCUCGCCGUGUGCAAAGAAGCCCAGCAGGACAUCGCCGCAUCCAACGAUCUCGUUGAGUCUAUCAAGUUUCAGAAGGACGUGCAAAUCUCCCUGGUGCCCGGCGAUAGAACAGGCUUCUUCUCCCGCUCCAUAUCUAUCAGGGAAGGAUCAGCUGCCGUCCCGCCCGACAGCAUCAUGUUUGUCACUGACAUCGAUAUGUACAUUUUUCCCCCGAUGUUUGACAGCUGUCGGUACAACUCCAUUCAAGGGAGCCAGGUUUAUUUUCCCGUAUUUUACAACUUGUACGCGCGUAGCUCGCGUAUCGAUAAGGAUGCGGGGUACUGGAGAGAUUCAUCAUACGGAAUGAGCUGUAUGUAUAAGUCCGACUUUGAUGCCAUUGGGGCAUAUGAAAAUGCCGAAAAUAUGUUUGUUGGGUGGGGCGGGGAAGACGUCGCCCUGAGCGAAGCCUUUUUGAAAGAUUCUCGCUAUGAGGUGUUUCGUGCUGUAGAACCGUCACUGCGACAUAAAUGGCACAUCAAGCAUUGCGAACAAUUUACUCCCUCGUACCAUGACUGCAUUUCAGUAUCGUUUCAACAACUUGGGACGUUAAAGAUUGUGGGAAGGUACUUGCUGGAGAAGAAAAUCGACGCGCAGGCACUUUAUGCCGACCGCACAGAUGAGGACAACGUGAACCCUGCGGGAUUUGAUGAAGGUGUAUCGCAGCCGGACUCGUCUCGCAGCAUGUUGGAGAACGAGAAGCUAGCGAGAAGGAAGGAUUUCUUGAUGCGGAAUGAGGAACUACGGGAAGAACAACUCUGGCGUGCCCAAGCAGCUCGCAAACGCGAACGGAAAGAACGACCUGAACGGUAG
Messenger RNA from Chondrus crispus (carragheen), 1002 nucleotides. Its product is annotated as Glycosyltransferase, family GT7. Gene Ontology annotation, cellular component: Golgi cisterna membrane. Lineage: Eukaryota; Rhodophyta; Florideophyceae; Gigartinales; Gigartinaceae. The record is from RefSeq and is a predicted model, not a curated record. Bases 1 to 1002 code for a protein of 333 amino acids. The transcript has a single exon. Gene Ontology annotation, molecular function: acetylgalactosaminyltransferase activity.